AUGGCGACGUCGUCUGCUCUUCUUCACAUCUCAGGUGGGUUCUUCUCCGUUGUCUCUACCUGACGCUUUCUUCCGUUGUGUUCUGGAUGUCACCAAUCUCGGAAGGCGCUUGAUCCUCAUUUAGCGUCGAUGCGUUCUCGUUUAUCCGAUCGGAACUCGUACGCAGUCCUCGCUGAGAAACUUCCUUUGCUCCACGGCUUGGUCAUACUAUUCCGGAGUUGAACAAAGCUUUAUUUGUACUUCGCGAGUCUUUUUCUUUUUAAUUUGUGGAUCUGCACUCAAGCUUUUCUCUGGUGAUUUUGAAACUCCUUUGUCUGGACUAUUGAUUUCUACCGACUUUUUUUUCUUCUUGCUCAAGAACACAAAAUUUCAGUUUCGAGCUGGAAAUUUUCUUCAAUGGCAUUCCUGUAUUUUAACAUCACGUGUUCCCAUUCUAGUUUCCGCCUUUUGCUGAUUCUCUUCUGCAGUGUAAUACCUGGGAUAAGGUGGAUGAUGGUAUUGAUGUUAUUGUAUAAGCUCUCUUGUUGUUGGGCUGUAUGUAUGGCUUUUUGGUUAUUAAGUGUUUACUAUUAUCUUUUUAUAAUUUUCUUUAUGGACAUUCGUGUUCAAGCAGGUGGAACCCAUUUGGAAUCAUCUCGUCCCGCCCCUUCUUCUAAGCUUCGAUCAUUGGAUAGACAAAAAUUGAAAUUGAUAUCUCCUCGAAAAAUGAACCUGUCUAAUCAUCGUCGAGAUUUGUCUGUUCGUGCUGAGUACGGGUAUGCAAUUACCAACCAAUCUCCAGAGUUUUCCGUUCAUGACAUUGAGUGUUAGUUGUUGACUUUUGCUAGAUAUUUGUCUUUGGGUUUGAUGAAUUUAUGUGAAUACUUGCAUUUUUUACAGUUGUUUUGACGCAUGUGGUUACACAUAUGCUAAUUUAUCUGUAAAAAAAAUCAGAGUUUUAGCUGUGGUUUCAUAAGCCGUGUUUCUAGAAAGGGAGAUUUUAGGUGUAUGAUAAUGAAUCUUUUCAUCAUCCUCGGCAUCCUCUCGUUUUUUUUCUUUUCUUUUCGGAAAAACUUGUGGAGCAGAAUAAUGAUUUUCAUUGAAACGUCUGUGAUGUCUACAUUUUCGUAGGUUACCCAUAAAUAGGAAGAGGUUGCUUUAUGAUGCACUUUCUUCUUGACAAUGUACGUAAGUAGAGUUCAAUUGACUGAUAAUGAAACUAGUACAGCAUGCUGCAAUUAUACUAACCGAUUUGAUUCUAUUUUUCUUAUUUUAUGGGGUUUAUUUUUAUAAUAUUUCUUCCGAGGGUCUUAUUUUCUUGAUGUCUGCCAUUUAUGUACCACAGACAGGUAAAUGCAUAUUAAUUUUCGAAUUUCUUUUUCUUGUGGCAUGAAAAUGAAUGCAAGAAGAAUGUAGAUUGUGCAUUUCAUUGAAAAGUAUUUUCCUUCUUUUUAUCCUUGGAGACCAUCCUUUAUAAGUUGGUCAUUUAGAUGUUUUGCUUUUGGUACCUUAAAAUGUGCUCUCUGACUUACACCUUGUUAAUUUUUUUACAAAUUAAACGUGAAGUCAACUCGCAUCCUUUUGAGUUUUGACUUGGUGUUUGUGUCCUUAUGCGUCAUUAGCUCUAUUAUUUUAAUUUCAUUUAUCUUUGGCUGAUGGUCAGAGUAGAGAGCAUAACAUACUCCUCUGCUCUGGAUCUUUGCCUCAUUGUCUAAAUAUUUUAUGAAGUCAAUGUGGACCUUAUUAGGGCUACUCUUUGGGAUAAAAUAAGCCACCAAGUAGGUUCUAACAGGACUUUCCUCAGUCUAGCUUGUGUAAGGUUGCCUUGCCCAUGUAUUUGAAAUGACCUUAUUGACCGUUGAUAUUAGAGGAAAAAUCAAUAUAAAAGCUCUGUAAGGUUUUUUGUGCUGCCUUUGAGUUGACUGGAUAAGGAUUAUGAUGUUGAUGCUGUUGUUUGACGACCAAUUUUAUUUUCCUCUUCUGUACGGGUUUGUCCAGAUUCCAUGAUCUGUAUAUAGUCCACGGUCACUUCCUCACCAUGCCACCUGUAACAUUCGGUUCGUAAAGGAAUAGUAAUGAUUGUUGUUAGGAGGAAGAACAACCAUCAAAGAUUACUUAAUAGUAAAGAAAGUAUGGGGUGGCGACUAAAUCAAUGAUUGCUUAAUUUUAGGAAAUCAGAAUCAUAUUUUAUACUUUCUUUGAUCAGUAUGAGAUGAACAUUAACCUUAUUUCUGCGUGCUUGUUUUAUGUUUUAAUAUGAUCUAUAUAAAUGAUGAUGCGGUUUCUUUUAUCAACCUGUCUAUAGCUGUAGUGUGUUUUUGUCACUCCAAGCUUCAUUAUGUAGCUCACUGGAUUUCAUCCUUAACAAGCUCAAGAUUACGUACCCAAGAAGCCUAGUUGAUUUACAAGCUCACGUCUUGGAUCCAUGGCUUCUUUUUGGACCAAGAACCGUCUCUCGGUUUUGCCAUUCUCGUGUAUUAUCUGUGUUUGGAUAGCCAAUCAAAUACGAAAUCUCCCUAUCUUCAAGGAUACCCUCAGCAUUGAGGAACAUGUACUUGGGAAGUGAUUCGUUUAGAUCAUGAGCUUGACCAAAUGAAACAAUUGUUCUAGUAUCAACGAUCAUCAUGUUGAGAGCAGUAACAUUUUUAAACUCAAGAAUAUCAGUUUUUUCAAUCUAUUUUCUCUGGAUGUUUGAUGAGGAGCUUAGUUUCUCUCCAUUUUUCUUCCAUUUUAUUUGAGCGAAGCAUUGAGAUCUUGGAAAUGGAUGCAGCGUUUAUCUCCUUUUUUCUUGUCAAAUGGGAGGGGUAGCUAAUAGGGUGGGAAAAUAUGAGAUCGUAGCAGUUGGGAUUUUGGAUUUGACUGCUCCCGAGGGACACACUCUGUUUCUCACAAGUUGCCAAGGUGAGAAUAUGCCUUGAUGACUCCUACAUCUGUUCUCUUUCUGUUUUCUAAAGUUCUUCUAAGCUACAAAGGACAUCUUUUUUCUGAUGCAUAGGACAGAACUGUAAUGAACUAGGAAGUCCCAAGCAUCACAUAUAUGGUGUAGAUCAUUUUACUUUAAAAAACUAUGGUCGUCCUGUUGCAUAAGAUAAUAGCUUCUGACUUGUGGCAUAUCAUCUUUUACAAUGCAGCGAUGGUUCUCGGAAUGGAAGUGGAGACUUUCUUGCUGGUUUCCUUCUUGGGGGAGCAUUAUUUGGGACACUGGCAUACGUUUUUGCACCACAGGUGAUGAUCUUCCUCAGAAUACUCCUCCAUUCAGAUGGGCGUCUCCUGUUCAUAAUGUCCUCAAAAGAUAUCUGGAAUCUCGUUGACCACCUAAUUUUUUGUUAAAUUGUGAACUAAAUGACGUCAGAUCAUAAAUCAUAUUGAGUCAAUGGGCAGACGACAUUUUAAUUUCCACAUAAAAGCCAGUCUGAAACGCGAGCCUUAUCUCCCCACAAAAUGGAAACAUAUUCCAGGCCGCCUUUUCUAUUGUAUGUGAAGAUCUUCCAACACGGAUAGAAAUUCCUGCCAUUUUAUUCACCCAUCUGCAUGAUUUACUUGAGUAAACAAAGGAAAACAUUAACCUCUCCUUCGCCAGGAUCAUACACUGCUCCCCUUUGCUUAUUCAUCUCUGGUGUGAUGGGCACAGAUCCGGAGAUCCCUCCUGAAUGAAGAUGAGUAUGGAUUCCGGCGGGCCAAGCGUCCCAUCUACUAUGACGAAGGCUUGGAGGUGAUGAACCUUUCCAUUUUCGGAUUCAUUCAGCCAUUCGCUCAUUCGCAUGAAAAUCUUCCUCUUCUUCUUGUUGCCUGAGCAGAAGACCCGGCAGACACUGAAUGCAAAGAUAAACCAGCUGAACUCGGCAAUUGACAACGUGUCCUCGCGACUGAGAGGUGGUGGCAAUGGUGCAUCCGAGCCUGUCGAGGCCGACUCCGAGGUGGAGGCGUCCAUAUGA
Spirodela intermedia is the source of this 3914-nucleotide messenger RNA. The record is from the annotation of a GenBank genome assembly. NCBI's taxonomy places the organism in Eukaryota, Viridiplantae, Streptophyta, Magnoliopsida, Alismatales, Araceae.